AUGUCCUCCGACGCCCAUCAUAGACCAAGAAGUCGGUAUAGAGAUAGAGAUAUCGAAAAGACCUCCCUCAUCUCAGACGGCUUCUCAUCAUCCGAGUCUGAUAUCCCCCUUCCAUCAAUAUACAAAUCCAAACCAAAGCGCAGAUACUGGACCCAGAAACAUGCCAGCGGAUUGGGUAAUCUACUCGCGCUCUUUGGCCUGAUUUAUGUCUUUAGCCAACUUGGUUCUGGUUUGGGUUUCGAUUUCCCUUUCCCCAAACCGUCUCCUGCACCAUUACCAGAAUACAUCAAAGAUGGUAUAGCUCAGUGCGAGAUCAUUCAAAGACCAACACCUCAUUUCAAACCCUCCAACCAUAAACGAUCUCAUAAUGAUAGAUACGUAGAAGGGACUAAGAGCGUGUGGUUGAAGAAUGGGACGUUAUGGACGGGUGAGAAGCGCGGUACGGAGAUUCUACAUGGAGUGGAUGUCUUAUUGGAGGAUGGGUUGAUAAAGAGGAUUGGGAAGGGGAAAGAUCUUCAAGAGUGGACGAAGGGUAAGAAGGCUGAGGAGGUCGAGCUGGGUGGGGCGUGGGUUACACCAGGUAACAUUGUUGAUGCCCAUAGCCACUUGGCUGUGGACUCUGCUCCUUCUCUAUUCGGUGGGGACGACACCAAUUCGAUCAAAGCGAGCGUUCAGCCAUGGUUGAGAUCGCUCGACGGAUUCAACACUCAUGAUUUGGCUUUCAACCUUUCCAUCGCGGGAGGUAUUACGACCAUGUUGGUACUUCCUGGGUCUGCGGAUUCGAUUGGUGGACAAGCUUUCCCAUUCAAGCCCCGUUGGACACACGAGAAUACCCCUCAAUCCAUGCUCGUCGAGCCAGCCUGGAAGAUCGAUAACGGUACCUGGGCUCGUACUCACGCAUGGAGACAUAUCAAACAUGCGUGUGGUGAAAACCCAAAGCGGGUUUACGGUCAGACCAGAAUGGACAACGCUUACGACUUCCGACGAGCUUAUACCGAAGGUAGGACUCUCAAGGAGAAACAAGAUCGAUGGUGUGCCUCACCCAAGACCCAAACCGAGCCCUUCCCCCAAUCACUCGAGUGGGAAGUUCUUUCGGAUGUCAUCAGGGGCAAUGUCAAAGUAAACAUCCACUGCUACGAAACCACCGACCUAAACGGUUUAGUCAGGAUCUCAAACGAAUUCCAAUUCCCUAUUGCUGCCUUCCACCACGCUCACGAAACAUACCUUGUACCCGACCUGCUCAAACAGGCUUGGGGUCCCGAACCUCCAGCCGUAGCUAUCUUCUCUACCAACGCGCGAUACAAGCGAGAAGCGUACAGAGGGAGCGAGUUCGCAGCUAAGAUCUUAGCUGAUCAAGGAUUGAAGGUAAUCAUGAAAUCUGAUCAUCCAGUAUUAGAUUCGAGGUAUCUCUUGACUGAGGCAAGUUGGGUACAUCAUUAUGGAUUAAAUUACUCUGAAUCGUUAAGCUCGAUUACGACUAGCCCUGCUAAAGCUAUGGGACUAGAUCACCGAAUUGGAUAUCUCAGAGAAGGGUAUGAUGCAGAUGUGGUAGUAUGGGAUUCAUUCCCUCUCGUACUGGGUGCAACACCCAAACAAACUUAUAUUGACGGUAUACCCCAAAUCAUCUCGCCUGUACUACAUGAAAAACCCGCCGAAGCGCAGGAAAUACCUAAACAGGAAAAGGGCAAAUGGGAUAAAGAGAUUCAAGAGGCUUUGAACACUCGAGGAGACCCUGAUCUUAGACCGAAGAAAUCUGUCAAGAAUGUCAUUUAUCAAGGUGUAGGCGAGUUCCACCUUUCACCUCAAGAGCUAUCGCUACUUCAUGAAGAUCAAGUAGACAUUAGUGUGUUUGAGAACAAUGCUGGUGGAGUGGUGAUUGUGAAAGACGGUGAGAUCACUUGUGCUGGUGAUUGCAAGGUGGAAGAUGAGUUGAAGGGUGGAUUGGACUUUGAAGUCGUUGAUCUGAAAGGUGGGGCAAUCACACCUGGAUAUAUCACUGUGGGAAGUUAUGUGGGUAUAUUGGAAAUUAGGCAGGAGAAGGUCACAGGUGAUGGCAGCGCCAUGGACCCCUUGUCCGAAGAAUCAGAAAUCACCAACGGGAUCAUCGCUCAUGCCGUUGAUGGUGCGCAAUUCGGCGGUAAAGAUGAACUACUAGCCUAUCGAUCUGGUGUGACCACCGCCGUUGUAUCACCUAAGACAUCCUCUUGGAUUUCAGGAUACGGAUACGCCUUCUCACCUGAAUCCGAACAUUCCUUGGUUCCUGGUUCGAUCCAAAAUCCAUUAACAGCUUUACACAUCAGUUUGGAUAACUCCAAGUCAUCCGUGUCAACCAAGAUCGCCAUCUUAAGAAAAUUAUUGAGUGGAUCGUCAAAGAAAGUAGAGGAAGAAGAUGAAGAGACGGAAUUGGCACAUGCCUUCGAGAAAGUUCGAAAAGGAGGAUUGAGAUUGGUUAUUAGGACGGAUAAGGCGGAUAUCAUCGCUUCGAUCAUCAGGUUGAAGAAGGAGGUAGCGAAGGAGGCAAAGAUUACGAUCUUAGGUGGACAGGAAUCUUGGAUUGUCGCGGACGAACUUGCCGAGAACGAUAUCGGAGUGAUCGUCGCUCCCGUACGAUCAUACCCCGGUGAAUGGGAUUCAAGGAGGAUCAUACCUUCUAUCCCACUAUCGAAUCAUACCUUACCUUCGUAUUUGGUUUCUCAUGGUGUCACCGUCGGACUGGGUAUUCAAGAGGAAUGGCAAGCUCGAAACACCCUAUACGAAGCUGCUUGGGUGUACGCUACCUCCCCCACGGGAGUGUUCACAAAGAGACAAGCUCUUGACCUCGUAGGCAAGAACUUAGAACAAUUACUUGGUUUGUCCACUGGUAUCAAGAGCUGGGUGGCUCAUGAAGGUGAUCCAUUCGAGUUUGGAGGGAGAGUAAGGAGCGUUAAAGGCUUGAGUGGGGAAGCGAAGAUUGAUCUAUUUUAG
Messenger RNA from Kwoniella mangroviensis CBS 8507, 2964 nucleotides. RefSeq lists its product as uncharacterized. NCBI's taxonomy places the organism in Eukaryota, Fungi, Basidiomycota, Tremellomycetes, Tremellales, Cryptococcaceae. Gene Ontology annotation, biological process: purine nucleobase catabolic process. The record is from RefSeq and is a predicted model, not a curated record. Gene Ontology annotation, cellular component: cytoplasm. Gene Ontology annotation, molecular function: allantoinase activity. Bases 1 to 2964 code for a protein of 987 amino acids. The transcript has 8 exons.